Gopherus flavomarginatus (Mexican gopher tortoise) is the source of this 8274-nucleotide messenger RNA. RefSeq names its product mitogen-activated protein kinase kinase kinase 3-like. Lineage: Eukaryota; Metazoa; Chordata; Testudines; Testudinidae. The coding region runs from base 396 to 2261 and encodes 621 amino acids. The record is from RefSeq and is a predicted model, not a curated record. Gene Ontology annotation, molecular function: ATP binding; protein kinase activity; protein binding. Gene Ontology annotation, biological process: protein phosphorylation. The transcript is spliced from 17 exons.
UCCCGUGCAUGCGAGCGGAGCCCGCGGGCGCAACUUUCCGCGCGGCUCCUGCUGCAGGGAGAGGGCGGCAGUAAUCUCUGCACCUUGCCCUCGGGGAUUAUAGCAGGGGCGGCCCUGCCCACGGCGGCUGCUCCGCGCUGGGACCCGGGGUCGUCGUCUGUGGAGUGGGCGCUGGACCGGGGCAGGGGGAGGCAUGAUCUGAUCCGGAGCCCGGGCGCCGCUUUGGGUCCGUUCGGCCGGCUGCCUCCACCUCUCGCUGUGCAGCAGCCGCAGCCGGUGUCCGCUAUGGAGCGCCAGGUGUGACAGAGGCGUUAGACGAGGUGGACACUUGUGAGUGGAGGACGAGGCGUGAGUGUCCGUGACCAGUGGAAUGGAGGCCUGAUGUAAAUGCAAACAUGGAUGAAGAGGAAGCACUUAACUCUAUUAUGAAGGAUCUGGCAGCACUGGGCAAAUGCGGGGGACUGCUGGACAGCAACAGGAACAAAGCCAGCGUUCACUCCAACAAACAGCAGCGGAAUGCCAGGAUCAAGUUUGAAUAUGAUGGCGAGAAAAGGAUUCUCCAGUUUCCAAGACCAGUCAAAUUCAAAGAAGUGCUACAGAAAGUCAUGGAUGCUUUUGGACAGAUGAUGGAUUUGCACUAUGCAAACAAUGAGCUCCUGAUCCCACUGAAAUCCCAGGAAGACUUGGACCGAGCAGUGGAGCAUUUGGACCUUAGCCCUUCUCUGAAGAGCCUGAGGGUGUUUGUGAAGGCUCCAAGGAAAGCAAACUUCCUCCAGCCCAACAACAGUAAGCAGCAUGAGAUGAGAAUAUCCAAAUCCAUGGGCGACAUCAUGGGGUCCCUUUAUAAAGACGCUGAGAGGACGCGGAAGUAUUCAACAGGUUCCCUGCACACGGGCCGGAGUUCUCCACCCCCGGGGAGCGUUCCUGAAGAACAGCAGCAGAUCGCUCGGCAGGGCUCCUACACCAGUAUUAACAGCGAAGGGGAGUUCAUCCCUGAGACUAUGGACCAGAAUAUGCUUGAACCUUUCAUCAGUCCUGAUGAGUCACUCUCUGGGAGCUGCCAGUCCCUGGAAAGAUCUAUAGACAGCCCGCCCUUUACCCAAACCCCUGUUCCCAGAAGGAAGAGCCAACCCAAAGACAGUCUUGAUUGCCUGGAUUUCGAUAUCCCAUUUUGUGAGCGAUUCGGGAAAGGUGGGACCUUCCCCAGACAAUAUCAUCUUUCCCAGAGCCGCAAGGACUAUAGCGACGGCCGAAGGACUUUCCCAAGAAGUUACAUCCCUCAGGAGAAUCGGUUUCAGCUCGUCCCUUCCAGCAGAACAAAGAGCUUCAACGGGGACAGCAAGCUCCUCACCUUACAGUACGAGGAGCACAGGACCAAAUGGUGGAUCAACUGUGACAAGGGACUGCAGGUUUUCAGCACGUCCCCCAGCAAGUCCAGGAACUCCCUGCAGGCGCCAGUGAACUGGAGGUUGGGGAAGCUCCUUGGCAGAGGGGCCUUCGGAGAGGUUUAUCUCUGCUACGACGCAGACACUGGCAGGGAGUUGUCGGUGAAGCAGGUGCCCUUUGACCCAGAUAGUCAAGAGACGAGCAAGGAGGUAAAUGCCUUAGAAUGUGAGAUCCAGCUGUUGAAGACCCUUCGCCAUGACAGGAUAGUCCAGUAUUACGGUUGCUUGCGGGAUCCGGAGGAGAGGAAGUUGUCUAUCUUUGUGGAAUACAUGCCAGGGGGAUCCAUAAAGGACCAAUUAAAAGCAUAUGGUGCUCUGACCGAGAACGUCACCCGGAAGUACACCAGGCAGAUUCUGCAGGGAGUCUUCUAUUUACACAGCAAUAUGAUUGUCCACAGGGAUAUUAAAGGUGCCAACAUUUUGCGAGAUUCUGCUGGGAAUGUGAAAUUAGGAGAUUUUGGAGCCAGCAAACGCAUCCAGACCAUCUGCAUGUCUGGAACGGGAAUUAAAUCGGUCACCGGAACGCCGUACUGGAUGAGCCCAGAGGUGAUCAGUGGAGAAGGCUAUGGAAGGAAAGCUGACGUGUGGAGCGUUGGCUGCACUGUGGUGGAGAUGUUAACAGAAAAGCCACCCUGGGCGGAAUUUGAAGCCAUGGCGGCCAUUUUCAAAAUUGCCACCCAGCCGACCAAGCCCCAGCUCCCAGUCGGUGUCUCUGACUCCUGCCGCAACUUCCUCAAGCAGAUCUUUGUGGAGGAGAAGCGGAGGCCCACAGCAGAGGACCUGCUGAGACAUUCAUUCAUGAACUGCAGCCUCUAGUCCCUUGCAGUGGGUUAGGGGAAAUGCAGGUGAAAGAUAAAAGGAAAUUGGGGGUGGGGGGUUUAAAAAACAGACCCACAGACCUUUGCGCUCUGAAAUGCAGACCUCAGCCUGGGUUGUGAUCCUUCGCUCCUCAUUGUAAGCUAGGGGGCCAGUGUCGGUUUUCCUUUGUAAGCUGCACUUAUGACCAUCUAACUGUGGAGACAGGUGGCUGUCACCAUGUUUGGGGCUGGAGGGAGUUUGGAAUUGGGGAUCAUCCUUGGAACACAUCUCCAUCGAUGCUAGGGGCAAACUCGCCCCCCCACCCCCGUUAUUGAUUGGAUGUCUUGUAGCAGAGGAGCUGGGAGUAGUAACUCCCUUGCCUCAUUGGAAUGAUGGAACGAACUCUGGCACCCCCUGCUGGCUGUGAAAGCAGCACUGGCAACAUCCCACAAGGAAGCUGUCUCUCUUCAGCAGGGUAGCAGCAGUGGCUGCCGUUUACAGCUUGACAGACACCGAGAGGUAUUCAGGCAUGAAGCAAAGGGAAACAAACCCAGGACCAAAGAAUGAUCGGCAUAGGUGUGUCGUUCGUGUCAAAGGGGGAAAGCAAUCUUCUUGUGGGGUUGGAGAUGGGAGGCAACAUCCAUAGCAACAUCUCCAGCCCUUCAGAGGGGAGGAUUCGGGUUGUUUUGUGCCUUAGGUGGUUACAGUGGAGUGAGAGCCUCAUUCAGCACAAGGUAUCCAGUCAAAGACGUGACUACAAUGCAGUCAUGCUGAGUCGGCGUUCUUGUACCUGUAAAAUUGCAUAAGUGCAAGGCAUUCUUCUUCUCUGGAUACAAUAAGGUCCCUGUAGGUUAUUCUUUGGUAAAGCUGGCCACAGGACCUUUGUGUGUUCAUUCACUGUUCAGCGGAUAAGUGUGUCUAUAUGAUGCUGAUGCCAGUGGCACCCUCAGCUCAGCACAAGCUUGUUCUUCAGCACCUGAUCCUGUUCCCGCUGAAACGGUCACUGCUCGCCCAAGCCCUGCCUCCUCCCCAACUGAUCAAGUUGACGAGCAAACAGGACAAAUGCCCAUUUUAGUCAGUCAGGAUGGCUGGGACAGGGCUUAAAAAAGGGUCUGUCCUAGCCAAAACAGGACACGUGGUCACCCUAUCACUCCUUGCCCCAUUAGGGAAGUGAGGUGUGCCAGCCCUUUUCCUGGCACAGUUGCCUUCCCCCUCCAUGUUGGCUCAGGAGUGUUUCAGGAGUGGAGUCAAGUCUCUGCCCACCUGUGUGGGAGGGGGAGGAGCAGCCUCUCAGCAACACACGCACACAACCCUCAUCCACUGAUUUUAAUGGGAACGGAACAGGUGAGGGUGUAAGUAACUGUUUUCUCAUAUCCCUAGCUGUGCCAGCCUGUGACCAGUUCCAAUAUGCUGCUAACGAAGGGUCCAGCCUGCAGAGCGCCGAGCGCCUUCAGCUCUGUCCCUUGUAGGAUCAGGCCCUAGAUGACGCUGCAGAGCAUCAAGUGUAGAAAAGCCAUGCGGGAGGUGGAAUUCACCCCAGUGCACAGAACUAGCACGAGGGCUUGGCACCUCUCAAGGCCUCAAAAGGGGACAUUUGUGGGACUUCAGUGAUACAUAGACUCUGUGCAGGGGCUGUGUGGAGGGGCAUAUUUCGUCCUGAGGCCAGGUCUAGACUACAGACCUAUAUUGGUAUAAGUACGUCGCACAGGGGUGUGAAAAGUCCAUACCCCUGAGUGAAGUAGUUAUGCCAGCCUACCCCAGCCCCAUGUAGACAGUGGUGGGUCGAUGGGAGAGCUUCGUCCACCAACAUAGCUACAAGGUGGAUUAACUACGCCAAGGAGAGAAGCUUUCCUGUUGGCACAGUAGUGUCUUCACUAAAGCGCUACAGUGGUGCAGCUGCUUUGGGUUUUAUGGAAAUGUAAUGGGGAUCCGUACGAAGGACUCUGAGUGCUCCUAGAGCCUGAUUCUUAUCAGGAACAAACUCCAGAGACUUCAAUGAAGUUACACCGGAGCAGAAUCCUGCCCAUAGAACUGAACAGAGAAUAUCAUUCUGGAGGCUUCUGCGGGAGGAACAUAGGCCCUGAUUCUGCACCACAGAAAUCAGGGAGAGUUGUGCUGUUAAACUUCAAUGGGAAUGGGAUCGAGCCCCUAGUUCUCUAUUAAAUUCUGUCAGAUGGCUCAAAAAGUCUUUAUUAUUAUUAUUAUUAUUAUUUAUUUAUAUUCCCAUACUGCUCAGGAGCUCCAGGCCUGGGUCAGGGUCCCAUUUGCUAGGUGCUUUUAUCACUCUGUUAUAGUCAGUAGGACUUUCCAUAAAGAGAGAGUUUAAAGGAUUAUUAGGAAAAUGUAAAAAUGUUUUAAAUUAUUUUGAAUCUGACAAUUUCCCCAUUCGCUGGCCUGAUUUUAAAAAACAAAUUGUCCUCAAUCUCUUUUUUAAUUAAUUGAGAACAAAAUCUGACUCCUAGCCAGUCCAUCUGGAUUUGAUUCUCGGUCUCUCAGAGGGCCGGUAGGGUAAUGUUGACCAUAGGCGCUGAACUAUGAGCAAUGUGAUGCCGUGCAUGGGUAGGGCUGAAAUGUGACCUACUUUUAAAGAUCUGUUUGCAAGGUUCAUGGAACCCUUCUAAAUGCUGUUUCUAAACACAUUCCUCCAGGCUUCCUUUCUACCUGCAAGUCCAUUCCAGGGCUCGGUGCUUUGACUGAAACUUUGCUUCCGGACCAACUCAGCCAUGUGCUGCCCCGUAUGGCAGGCUGCAGUCACAAGUCAGUCCCACCUUAGGGUGACCAUAUUUCUCAAAGGGAAAACAGGACAUUGCGUGGGGCUAGACCCGACACCCCCUCCCCCCAAGACACCUCCCACAUGUGAGGCUAGGGCUGGCGUCACUGCUCGCCCAAGCCCUCCCCCCAACUGAUCAAGUUGAUGAGCAAAUGGGACAAAUGCCCAUUUUUGUCAGGAUGGUUGGGACAGGGCUGAAAAAAGGGUCUGUCCCGGCCAAAACAGGACACAUAGUCACCCUAUCACUCCUUGCCCCAUAAGGGAAGUGACCUGUGCCAGCCCUUUUCCUAGCACAGUUGCCUUCCCCCUCCAUGUUGGCUCAGUAGUGUUUCAGGGAGUGGAGUCAAGUCUCUGCCCAUCUGUGUGGAAGCGGGAGGCGCAGCCCCUCAGCAACUCCUCUGCGGGGAUGUAAGGAGGCAUCUGACACACAUAUGUACCUGCAUGGAUCAGCUUGACUGAGCCCUAUGAGAACAAAGCUGGGUAUACAUCCAUGAAGGGGAUGACAGACCCCUCGUUCCACUGCAGGCUGCUGAGAGGCUUAUUAUAAAUAGUGAGGGUGAAGGGAGAGCUUUUAAAACAUUAAAAGCUACUCUGACAGUAGCCAAAUUGUGCAGGUUCACCCUACUUCUGCUGAGAGAGAUCCCUAGGCUUGGAGGGCAGUUUUCUCUCCUGCCCUCCUUAAAUGAUUUUGUGUGGGCGAAACAUCCCCCUGUGAUGCCAUAGGGCAACCUGGUCAUGCCUCUUUGUUUGAUGUUUGCAGUCACCAGGCUUUGUCAUGAGGUGAUGUCCUGCAGCACAAAAGCUUGGCUAGCAUCCUGGGGCUGGCAGGGGUUCAGGUGUAGGAAUGUCAGUGGGCUCGAUCCUACAGGCCUUGCGCAAACAGAAACUGCCAGUAACUUUCCUAGGAGCGCUGUAUCAAGGGCCUGAUCCUGGGUCUCUUAUGCAGUGCUACCCUUAGGUUUAGUUCUGCAAGUGGAGAAGUUAUCUAACUCUAAAUGCAGCUAUGGCAUGUAAGGCAACACCCACAAGGCGCGAACUCUAUCCCCCUGUAUAGAGGGAGAGCACAAAACUCUCACACCACUUCACUCCAUGUAGGGCUUAUGUGGUGCAUGGCCCUGCACAGGAGUGAAUUUCAUCCGAGUGCCCCUCCUGACAGCCCUGGUCAUUGGGACCUUCCCUUGUCUGUGUCUGUGACUGUCUGGUAAAUCACUCCUCAGGUGCCUUUGCCCUUUUUUUAAAUGCCCUUGCAGUGUUUUGCUGUAUAAAAUAGAACGAGGGAAAGAGAAUGUAAUAUGAUUCCAUGUAUAUUUUUUUACAUGUAAGGAAUUGGAAAGUACAUUCAUCUAAUGUAUAGUAGAAGCAGUUCGCUCAUAUCAAAUCUUGCUCUUUUUUGGGGAAUAUUAUCAAUACUGUAUCAUGUAUAUGUAUUGUAAUUUUUUUCCUUAUCUAGGGAAAAGGCUCAAGUGUGAUAUUGUAUAUCAUCAGACUCUAUACUGUAGCCUAUAAAUCUGUAUAAUUCCUUCACACCAGGCCAAAUAUCAUUAGCCAGCAAGCUGUAUAUAAGAAAACAGUUGGGGAUAUAGAAAGCUGACUCAUGGAGGGUAAGAUUGAGGCCAUAAUUGGAACCAGAGGCCUUGUAUGAUUCAGCCUGCAGAGACGGCUAUAUUUUUUUUAUUCUUGAAAAAAAGUAACAUUGAGAGACUAUUUAAGCCAAUGAUUACUGGGUUUUGCUAGAAAUAAUGUAUUUGUUAAGGUCUGAGACUUGAAAAAAAUUUGUAUGCAUCACUCUGUCCAGUGCUUGACCAUUCCUGCAGUAUGGUAUGUCCCACCUUGCCCUAUAUGCACUAGUCCAGUUAGGGUUGUUGGAUGGGCAGGUCGUGAUCACCCCGGAGCUGGGAGACUAGGCUUUACUUGAAAAGAGAGCACCAUGCAGGGUAGAGUUUGGGAAUAGGGGAUCGUACUGUCCAUACAAGGACCAGAACUGAGACACUGUAACUACAGCUGUGUUUAAAUGUGUUGGGAGCAAAUCCUGUUCUCCAUUAUGCUGAUGUGAAUCCAGUCAGAUGCUUCAUAACUGAGAACUGAAUGUGGCCCACUUACUCUAGCUUAUUUGUUCCAUAUCUAUCUGCCUCAGUGGAUGUAUUUUCCAAACCAGCCCCUCUUCAAGGGCUACAGUCUGACUUUAGAAACAGUCCUGCACAAAGGCUGAUGCCUAAACUGCUUGCCCCCAGCAGUAGCUCCAGGAGGCAGUGUGACUCAGAGACAUGAUGCUGAGUCACAGUCUCUCCCCCCACUUCCUCCUUGCUCCGAGCUGGCCAUGAUUUCUGUGGGCCCACCCAUCCCUGCAAUACCUCUACCCAUGUUGGCGUGGCUGCCCUGGCCAGAGAUUAAUGGAAGAAGGGGAGUCAAGACUUAGCCUUUCCCCACCCACCUGCUCCAGGGAGGGAAUAAGCAGGUGAAUCAGGUCACUACAUCUUACUGCUGGCAACUCCGAUGAAACAGCGAUGGUUUAUUCACUGAAAAUGACACAUCAUGUAUUUUUGUAAUCCCAGCCAAUGCAACCGAGUUCUUCUUCCUUAUCCAGUGGGUUAGGCCUUUAUCCUGUAAAUAUAAUGAUACCCCCCACGUGGGCCAUCAGAACUCCUGUUACCGUCACUGGUAAAUGCAUGAGUUGCUGCUACCUGCGCUGAAGUAGUAACUCUAUUAGCAGCUGUAGUAGACUUUCAUCCUCUUUUGUGCAACAGCCAGUAGAGGGUGACAAAGACCCACGCUACCCAAGUGUGGGGUACUCGCUCAUGUUACACAAAUCAGCAAAACAGAAACUACGCAUGUGCUUUGUUGGAUUGGCUCCAGGAGUAACUUUACACAUGUAAGUAACGCCAUUAAAUGAGACCACUCGUGCCUAAAGUUACUCACAUGUUUUAAGUUUUUGCAGGAUUGAGGCUGGUGUUACAAAGCAAAUGCUUCAGGAGGCCAAGUUGUGUAAUGAAACUCGUUUGCAAAUUCCUGCCUUUUCAUUAGUCUGAUCAAAGAUGCUAUCACUGGUAUAGUACUCUUGCCUGGAAACGCAUAGAUACUCACUAUAGUAGCAGUACGGCAAGUGUCUUAGAAAUGAUUUCUACUUUGCAGGAAUUAGCCCAUAUGAAACAGAAGCUAAUACUGCAGGUUUGGAAAGCAGGACACCUUGUUGAAUGUACUUUGUAAAAUGCUGUAAAUGCUUUUCCCCGCUCCAUGCAUGAAAUUAAAUAUUUUUUAACUUUG